CUUAUGGAUGACGAGGGAGUUUUUCGCAUUCCAGGCGCGCCAGUGGAUGCCGUCUUCAUCGAUCCGCCAGCCCUCCUCAGCUCUGGGUAUGUCGAUUUUGCCCUCGAAUCCAGCACGUAUUACGCACGGAAUGUGAGAAAUCACGAGCGUGAGCAGUGCAUUGGCGAGAAGAGAAAGAGGAAGAAGAAGAAAGCUGUUCUUAAUCCGAAGGAGGUUCUAGCUCAGCAGCGCCACCAGGAGGCAAGAGAGAUUCUGCUAGAGUCUCACAAGGCAUUUAUGUCCAAUGAACCCGCGCAAGCAAAGCUGAAAGAGAUGGUAAAACUCAAAACAAGCAAUGCAAAAGUGGAGGACAACAGUGAUUUUAUAGCUUUGUCUCAGACAUUUCAAGCUCCACUCUACGAUAUCACGCUUUCCUCACAAGGAAAAUGUGUCCCGCUCUUUAACAAUCUAGUGGAAGCUAGCUCCUCCGCGGAGGAAGUCGCUUCAAGCGCUGGCUCAGACUUCCUUCUUCCGAAAAACAGUCGGUUUCUCAUGACCGACUUCUCUGAAAUUCACCGGCUAAUUCCAGACUCACCAUCAACAGGUUAUAAUCUUAUCAUUAUUGAUCCUCCCUGGGAGAACAAGAGCGUCCACCGAAGAUCAAUUUAUCCAACUCUACCAAAUAAGUAUCUCUUGUCUCUUCCCCUGCAACAAUUGGUACACAGCAGCGGUGCUCUGAUAGGCUUAUGGAUAACAAACCGAGAAAAGCUUCACCAGUUUGUAGAGAAGGAGCUUUUUCCUGCAUGGAAACUAAUUCCAGUCGGCGUGUGGUACUGGCUCAAGAUAACUGACGCGGGAACGAUGGUUAGCGAACUGGAUUUAAACCAUCAUAAGCCAUACGAAUGUUUACUGGUGGCCAGUACUCUCAUGCAGGACCACAACGAUGUUCCUCACAGACGCGUCGCUAUUACUGUACCAGGCCAGCAUUCGCGGAAGCCCCCGCUUGGCGUACUUCUUGCAGAUUUUGCACCGAAACCGGUGAGAGCUUUGGAGCUGUUCGCGAGGGAAAUGAACGCAAACUGGACCUCGUGGGGAAACGAACCACUUCGUUUUCAAGGCAAAAGCUAUUUUGUCGAGCGAGUUCCUGAAGACUUGACUCUAUCUGGAAACGACACAGUAUGAUCUUUAGAAUUCUUGGUUCAUGAUUCUUGCCACUACAAUCCAGAUUGCAUAAUGACAUGAGCCAACUAUGUUCUGUGGA
This is a messenger RNA of Selaginella moellendorffii, 1240 nucleotides long. RefSeq names its product methyltransferase-like protein 2. Gene Ontology annotation, molecular function: methyltransferase activity. Lineage: Eukaryota; Viridiplantae; Streptophyta; Lycopodiopsida; Selaginellales; Selaginellaceae. The record is from RefSeq and is a predicted model, not a curated record. Gene Ontology annotation, cellular component: nucleus; RNA N6-methyladenosine methyltransferase complex. The coding region runs from base 4 to 1161 and encodes 385 amino acids. The transcript is spliced from 9 exons.